AGCGAUGCUUCAUGAGAUAUCUCGUUGAUUUGAGAAUAAUUUCAUUAAAUCCAUUCACAUUUCCACUCGUUCAUGGAUCAUAAAUUAGGGAAAGGUGGAUAAAAUGUUGGGGGAAUCGUUUCCAUAAUCUACUGAUUUGCCAUUCACAAAACGUAAGAUGGGCUCCUUGAUAAUUAUGUGGAUAUUGCUCACCGUGUUGACUCUCAGUGCAUCCCACAAUAUCGAUUCAAUGAUCGGAAGCUUCAUUACUGAUAUGAGCUCAUCGUUACUCGUCUCCUCCAGUUUCACAGCAUUUUUCUGCGCAGACGCAGUCAAUACUGCAGAAUUCUCGAGGCAAAUCUCUCGGAAUUAUCUUCUUCACAGAAUCGCAUCCUUCAACGAUUCGGAGCUGAUUGAUAUCGAUGAGACAAUCGAUCACAAUCAUUACUUCAUCGUUGAUUUUGAUUGCGAGGAAGGGGUUGAGUUUCUCAGAAAGGCUAACACCAGAGGACAAUUCGUUGCUCCUGCCAAAUGGAUCAUUCUGCGAGAUUCCCGGGUAAAUGAUGGAGGAUUUUCUCAGCUGAUGAUGGAAAUUAAUGAUGAGCUGGUCAGUCUCCUAAGCAACUUCGAUAUAUUUCCUGACAGUGAAGUAGUCGUCAGUCAGAGGCUAAAUCAGACAACUAUGGAACUUUCGGCUUUGUAUCGUCCGAGUUCAGGUCAGAGUUUGAUCAUCGAGGAUCUAGGGACCUGGAGUCAUGAAGAUGGAUUGUGUCUCUGCAACUAUGACCAAUCUUCAAGGAGGCGGGUCAAUCUCCAGGGGAUUGUUUUGAACACGAGUCUAGUGAUGACGGAUCUCAAUACACUUAACCAUCUUACUGAUUAUCAAGACAAGCUGAUUGAUGCUGUCACCAAAGCCAGUUAUAUGUGGAUCUUGUAUCUUUCAGAACGCAUGAAUGCAACCUUCAACUUCACCGUAGAGCGAACAUGGGGCUACAAAGAUGAGGAUGGCAACUGGAACGGGAUGAUCGGACUGUUGGAUCGCGGGGAGAUUAAUAUCGGAGGCACUGCGACCUUCAUGAUAUCACAAAGAAUUGGAGUUGUUGAUUACGUGCAAUUAUACACACCUACGGGAUCGAGAUUCUUGUUCCGACGACCUCCAUUGUCAUACAUCAGCAAUAUCUUCACUUUGCCCUUUGCCCGCUCUGUUUGGAUCGCCAUCGUGGUUUUUCUGGUUAUCAGUUUUGGAUUCUUAUGCAUAACUAUGAAAUGGGAGUGGCAGAACCUGAAAAUGAUACCGAUGGAAUGUCGACUGGGAGGAGAUCUGGAGAGAAAACCGACGAUCACUGAUAAUCUUCUUGUUUUACUUGGUGCUGCUUUCCAACAAGGUUUUUACUGCGAGCCCCGGACCAUUUCAACGCGAAUUGUCGUUCUAAUGAUGUUGCUGAUAGCCUUGAGUUUAUACGCUGCAUACACCGCCAACAUCGUGGCACUCCUUCAAUCCACAGCCGAUUCCAUAAAAACUCUGGACGAUCUGAUGAACAGUCCUCUCAAAAUCGGCAUAUUCGAUAUCGUUUACAACAGAUACUACUUCGGGGCCUUUGAAGACCCCGUCAGGAAGGAAUUCUACGAGCGAUUGGUGAAGGACAAGCCGGCGGUUUGGAUGCCCCUCGAAGAAGGCAUUCAAAGGGUGCGAGAGGGACUGUUCGCUUUUCACGUAGACUUGGGCUUUGGCUAUCAAAUGAUGCAGGAAACUUUCGAGGAGGUCGAGAAGUGCGGGAUCGAGGAGAUCGAUUACCUAAAGGUCUACGACCCUUUGCUAGUUAUCGAGAAGCAGUCACCGUUUCGAGAGAUCAUACGCGUCGGUGCGUUGUGGAUUGCUGAAACAGGACUGAAACCUCGAGUCGCAUCGAAGUUCUUCACCCAGAAACCGAUUUGCACGGGGAGCACUAGUUUCGUGAGUGUGGGAAUCAUCGAUUGUUAUGUUGCCAUCGUCGCAAUUAUUUAUGGAUGCGCAAUUAGCUUCAUUGUUCUUCUACUUGAAAAUAUCUGGCAAAGAUGCGUUAAAACUCGGAGUCAUGACACUGUACUCCACGAGUCUUCACCGGAAGCAGAUAGAACUUCAGGGAAACAAUCAUUGAGAAGUGAUCGAGUUCAAGAUCUGUUGGACAAUCACUUCAAUUAAGAAUCUAACCAAUAUUCAGCAAAUUCUUCUAGGUUGACGUCAGAUUGUAUAAUUUUUCCUUUGAAUACUUGUGAUGAAUAUCU
This is a messenger RNA of Fopius arisanus, 2244 nucleotides long. Its product is annotated as probable glutamate receptor. The transcript has 10 exons. The record is from RefSeq and is a predicted model, not a curated record. Gene Ontology annotation, cellular component: membrane. Bases 158 to 2161 code for a protein of 667 amino acids. Gene Ontology annotation, molecular function: ligand-gated monoatomic ion channel activity. Lineage: Eukaryota; Metazoa; Arthropoda; Insecta; Hymenoptera; Braconidae.